Drosophila guanche is the source of this 491-nucleotide messenger RNA. RefSeq lists its product as uncharacterized. The transcript has a single exon. Bases 31 to 402 code for a protein of 123 amino acids. Lineage: Eukaryota; Metazoa; Arthropoda; Insecta; Diptera; Drosophilidae. The record is from RefSeq and is a predicted model, not a curated record.
UUUAAACAACAAUCGAAGUCUACAAAAAUUAUGCCCGUUGAAGACAUUUUCCCCAUUCUACCCCAAGAGGUAGUGGAUUAUCUGUUGGAACAAAAGCAGCAGGAGCAACAGCUGAGCGAUGAGAAGAAAAAGCUCAAGGAGGGCAUGUUGAAGCUCGAGGAUCAGAUUAUGUUGCUCGACGGUCGCCAAGAUGAUGAGCUCUGCACGAUAACCUCGGCCAAUGUCUAUCAAAAGAGCAACGUUGGUAACGUACGCGACAUACUUGUUGUCCGCCUCUCCAAGUCAAUGGAUGAGUACCUCAAAGCUAAUCGCAAGCUGCUCAAACUGCACCGUCAAAUGCGAAAGGACAAAGAGAUUGUUUACAACAAGUGGGGAAACAGAUCCCGUGUUCAGCUGGUUUAGAACUUAUUUGAUAUUUCAAAAUUACUAAGAUGGAAAUUAAAUUGAUAGAAAUUAACAUAAAAUAGUAAUAAACAGACAUCGUUCAGAAA